Messenger RNA from Paramuricea clavata, 13684 nucleotides. The record is from the annotation of a GenBank genome assembly. Lineage: Eukaryota; Metazoa; Cnidaria; Anthozoa; Malacalcyonacea; Plexauridae.
AUGUCGAAGUCAACUGCGACAGAGGUAAGUAUGUAUGUAUGUAUGUAUACAGACAGAAUAUACUCCAGGGAAUACACCACACAAACGUUUUGCUGGUGGGAGGGCAUAGGCGUACGAGACAGGUGGCAGGGGAGCAACUGCCCCCUCCCCCCCCCCCAAAAAAAAAAAUGCGAGGAAAAGUCAAGAAAAUUAGGGCAGAUUUAUCACAAUUCUCCAAAGUUACAAUCCUCUUAAAUUAACCCCCCCCCCCCCCGAACAAACCAGCCCCGUACGCCCAUGUGGGUGGGGUAGGGGUGCCUAGAUGAGGGGGCCACAAAUAUUAAAAAGAUAAAGUGAUUUAUGCAUAUAGAUAUAAAAUGUCAACAGUCUAGUAUCCCAGAUCAAAUGCAGAAUUUUCCCUGGGAAUUCUGAUUUCAACAUUUUCCGGGGAGAGAGUGGAUUAUGGACUAUUUACAAGAAAAGUCAGUAAUAUAUUUGUAACUAUGUAAGAUAGAAAGGAAAGAUGUUUAUUGUUUUAACGUUUUAUUGUCAAUACUAGCACUUUUCGUUGAAACGAAGAAGCGCUACAGAGCGUUCACAAGACGAAUUUAAUUCAAAAUACGACGCAAUGCCAACCCAUUUAUUUCUUUUAUUAAAUUAGUCGGCAUAAUUUUUGAUAAUAGUGCAACGUGCGAAGGCUUAAAUUUAAAUAGAAUUUACCACCAAUAUGGACUUUGUUUUCUAAAUAUUAUAGGUUUCUUUCAUCAGUCAUAAUUCUAGAAAAUUUACACCACAUAUCAUAAAUAACUUCAGCAGAGGAGAUGCUUUUGAAUGCGCUAUCCCACCAACAGCUGCAAAGGACUGGAAUUCAGCAACGCUUGCAUGUUAUUCUGAGUCUCAACAAGUUUUGGAUCCAUUUAUUGUGAAAUCAAUUCCAUCAGAAAAUCAAUUACACUCGUGGAAGAGGGACAUUAACAACAAUGGUAGAAUGAAAUACAUUCAGACAUAUUCCGGUACGUUAGACAUCAAUUGUAUCAAUGUCCUGUUGAAGUUGCACACUGCCAAAAAUAUCCAGGCAGCUGUACAACAAGAGGUCAACUGGUUUUCCAAGUCAUACAACAAACCACAGACAGUCUCGCAACAUCCACCAUAUUCCUCGAUUGCAGAUUUCCAGAAAAUGCUUUACCUCAACAGAUAUGAUGCAAUAUGCAACGAAAAUGGUAUGACACCAAUGGAGUUAGCAAUGGGAUGCGUUAACCGUUGGCUUUCUUCUGAUCACAUAACUUGGAUGAUGAAAACCUUAACAGAAUCCCAAAAUGAUACAUAUUGCAUUUUUUUGAAUGGCGCACUAAACACAGAUCCAAAAACUUACCGCCGAUUCAGAAAUGGAAACGCUAAUCUUCCAUCGAAAUUUAUCUUUGCACUUAAUGUCGGUCGGGAUGAACGUGGAACUUUCCUUGGUGCUGACGACAAGCGAGGUUGUCACUGGACUUUAUGUCAUGUCGAUAUCGUGGCAAAGAAAAUUGUCUACGGGGAUUCCCUUGCCUGGCCUUUUCCAAGUGGUUUGCUGUGCAGGGUAGAGAAAUACAUAAAAGCGGUUUGUAAAGAUGACGAAAUUUCCAACUAUUCAAUCGUCAUGUUGCACGAUUCUCAAAAUCAGAAUCUCAUGUCUGGUAUGCAUCGUUGUGGAGCCACUUGUGCCCAACUUUACCCGCUGCAAACAUGCACUAAUAUAUGCGGAAUUGUUGUGAUGAUCGUAGCAGCAAUAGCUUGUCACAAUUUUGAAUUUUUCCAGCACAUCUCAACCAGCCAUAGCAAUGCUACCACCUUCCCUCCUAUAUUUCUUCAGACCCCAAGUAGGUUUGGGAAAUACCUACGCUUCGUUGUUGCAUCCUGGUUGGCAAGUAAUUCAGUGAACUUGGAAUACGUUGUCCCUCGGUUAUGGAAGCAGCAACAAGAUCAUCUGACCUCUUCCUGUUCCAUGACAUACGAUGACGGAGAAUCACACAAUAACAUCUCAACACCCUCCAUGGACGGCAGCAAAGAUGAAUGUAAAACCAGCAAUCAGGGUAUUGCAGCUAGAACACUAGAUAAUGGCACACCGGUCGUUGUAAUCACUAGCGACAGCGAUGGCGACGUAACCUCCCGGCCUGCAAAUUAUAUGAAACAUGAUAAUCCCGUUGUCUCUCCAACCAAAAAGUCUGUUCCUGUAAAAGAAAAACACUACAAAUGUUCUCAUUGUGAUUCUAUGUUUACGAGAAAAUUCACGUUAAAACGACACAUCCGAAAUAAACAUAUACACGAGCAGCCCAACGGCAACUGUAGUUGUCGUGAUUGUGGAUUUAAAUGUCACAAGAUAACUGUUUUACGAAAGCAUCUGGCAAGGACACACAAUGUUCUCUUCAGAUCAGAAAAAUUAAUUUUGGAAAACAUGAAUGGUUAGUUUAUGAUAAAUUAAUUCUGAUAAUAUUAUAUAAUUUACGGAUCCAUUGAUAGAAAAAAAUGUUAGUUUAAUGAUGUGGCGUAUGUCACCUUCAUUGACCUGUACAGAACAAAGGAUAGGUAUUUAAUGGACCAUACCCCCAAUUAACCAAAAUUUUGAUCUAAACAAGUCUAGACAAAAAUUUAAUCACAGCUUGAAAGAGCAUCACAAAAUUAGUAAUAUUCCAAAGUUUCGUUGCAAAAUGUUGUAAAUGCGGAUAAUAUAGUCUUACGAAGUUUGCAAACGGGAUUACAAACGGGAAUGGUUACCACUUCUGUGCGUAAUACAAAAUGACUGGAAAUUACAAACUUCGCAAGGCUAUAUUAUCCGCAUUUUAUAACAUUUUGCAACGAAACUUUGGAAUAUUACUAAUUUUGUGAUGCUCUUUCAUGCUAUUGAUGGAAUUUUGUCUAGACUUGUUGAGAUCAAAAUUUUUGGUAAUUUGGUUAAUUGGGGAAUGGUCCAUUAAGGUGGUCAAUACAGUUUUUUAAAAAAUGGAAAAUUUACGAUUUAGAUGCGUAUUUUUGGACAAUUAUUACUUGUUGAUAAACAAAAAGUACCUUAUAUAAAACAACAUCUAAAGAGUUUGAAUUUUUGCACAAAAGUUACGCAACUGCCGUUGCUAUGGCAACAAUGACGUUUCAAGAAGGCGGAUAUUUUGGCUUUAAAGUAAUUUAACUCGUAAUCCACAUCGGUGACCCCCAAUUUUAUUUUAAAAAAUGAUUUCUCUUAGUAUAAUCAAUUAUUUUGACAAUUUAAAAAAGAUGAUUAUUUAUAAUAAUUUCUUUUUGUCUGCACAGAAUUUUUUUUAAAUUGUCAAAAUAAUUGAUUAUACUACGAGAAGUCAUUUUUUAAAAUAAAAUUUUGGGGUCACCUAAGUCGUUUACGAGUUAAUUUACUUUAAAGCCAAAAUAUCCGCCAUCUUGAAACGCCAUUGUUGCCAUAGCAACGACAGUUGCGUAACUUUUGUGCAAAAAUUCAAACUCUUUAGAUGUUGUUUUAUACUUUUUGUUUAUCAACAAGUAAUAGUUGUCCAAAAAUACGCAUCUAAAUCGUGAAUUUUCCAUUUUUGUAAAAACUAUAUUGAGCCUUCUUAAUCCUACUUGUUAUAACCUAAUUUUAUUUUUAAUUAGAAUUUCAGGAGUGGAAAGGAUCGGUCGAAGAAAAAGAAGUUUGCACAUUUACCAAGAAAACUGGCAACAAAGGACAAGAAGGUAACAUCCAAUACUUCCAGUGCAACCGAGGAGGAAUUUACAAACCUGGUGGUACUGGGAAAAGGCGAACGAAAUCGCAAGGUUCGAAAUAUUAAUUUAAAAAUUAAUUAAUAAUAUAAUCCGACCGGCUCGUCACCCUGGAGCCGGUUGUUCAAAGUUGAAUUAGCGUUAAACCCGAGUUAAAAUUAAUUUAAGCAAAUUUAAGCAGCUGUUUGGUUUGGGUACAUCUGCAAACCCGUUCAUUUCAAAACUGGAGAAAAUAUUACGUUUAUUGAUCAGACAAUAGUUCUGGAACACUAUCUCCCUGUUUACAAACAAACUGUGUAAGUUUGCUUUCGUCAACCUAACCAGCUUUUGAACAACCGGGUCCGGAGAAUAGAAUUGUCUCACAUUGUAUCUUAUCAUGGUAUCUUAUCUUUUUAAAGCAUGAGCAGCCGCUCUGUAUCUGACUCUUCAGCCGGUCUGUAUCUAUCGCGUUUGUAAAUCAAAUACAGAUCGGAUGCGAAUAUUAGUCUUACUUACUAGAAAUACAUGCAUUGCAGAAACCACUCGCCUUGCUGGCAAAACCACUAUAUUUUCCGAACAUGUUAACUUUACUCUUUAGACUUCGCUAAUUACGCUUUUCUUUCCCCAGGGGUAAAUAGCCGUGCGGAAUUAGCAUCCUACGCCGCUCCGCGCCGUUCGCUCGGGGAUAAAACGUCAGGAUGAAAAUGUUAAUAUUCGUCUUUUAUCUCAAAAAAAAAAAAAAAUUGGUGUAAAUCAGGACAAAAUCUGUAACCGAUUUACAGAUAUAUUAAUUAAAUAUGUAUUUCUUUUGAUAAUUAAAAAGAAACAUAUUUGAAACUCAUUUAAUAAUAAUUCAUGAUACAUAAUUUAAACUGAAUACUGAAUACUAAGCAUAUUUGGAAUUAACGCGCGCAAAAAAGCAGAACACCGAAUAAAAAAAAAAGCAUCGAACAGCAGGUGCAUUGUACAUGAACCUAACCUAAUAGGGUUUAAUUCUACUUUGAGAAUAUGUAGCUUCGAUUUCAUUUUCAAUGAAUCGCCUUUUUGAAUGUUCUCGAUAGGUACAUGCAAGAUACAACAUAACUGUACAUCAACAAUUAAAGCAGAGACAACAACAAAUGGAAAUAUCGAAGUGAAUGUAUGUUACACGCAUUAUGGUCAUGAACCGGAACUCCAACAUACCUGGCUACCAAAGAGUAAACGCCAACAAAUAGCGGCCUUGUUACAACAAGGAGUCUCUAGGGACAAAAUUCUAAGCGACAUAAGAGAUUCCGCAAUGCAAGAAGGCAAUGAGUUCGCCCGGUACCACUUAACUGCGAGAAAGGACAUCGCCAACAUCAUGCAGUCAUUCGGGAUAAGUGAUGUGCAAAAGCAUCCUGACGACCAAGAAAGCGUGAGAGCUUGGGUAGAGGAGUGGAGUAAAAGUGAAAACAAUCCUGUUCUUUUUCACAAAUACCAAGGCGAGCCUGCUCCUGACGGAUAUGAUUUAACUGAAGACGACUUCAUGAUUAUUAUACAGAGUCCGUUCCAGAAAGAUAUGGCCCAUAAAUUUGCCAGUAAUGGUAUCUGUAUUGACGCAACACAUGGCACAACUGGUGACGACUUUCCGCUGACAUCCUUGGUAGUGGUAGAUGAAUAUGGAGAGGGUUUUCCAAUUGCCUGGUGUCUGUCCAACCAUGAAGACUUUACACACAUGUGUGUAUUCUUCGAAAUGGUAAAACGGAAUUGUGGGGUCCUGACACCAAGAUGGCUCAUGUCUGAUUUGGCCAGUCAGUUCUACAAUGCCUGGUUGGGGGUGAUGGGAGGCAAGCCAUUGCGACUGUUGUGUACUUGGCAUGUCGAUAAAGCAUGGCAAACUGAGUUGCGAGCCAAAGUUAAGGAUACAGGUAAGUCAAAAGUCAGACUAAUCAAACACAAGCAUUUUGUCACGUGUAUGAGUUUGGAAACCCCGGUAAAUUUUGAAUCAGUAAUUAAGAAAUUAGAUAAUAAACGCUUGAGACAAUAAGAAGUGAGCCAUUACAACAUUUGUUAAUUAUUAAAACAGUCAAAACAAUGAAAACCGUGUUAUUACAACAAUUCGUAAUUAUAAAUUAACAAACCAAUGUACAGGGUGUCUCAAAAAAAACCAAAAUCAUUGAAAUAACGUAUUGUUCGAAUUUCAAUGCCGUAACACAAAGGAUUUUGACAGGGUGAUUAAUUUGUUUUAAAAAAUUAAAAUAUCUUUGUAAAGUGAACGUUUGUUUGCUCAUGGGAAUUUAAAAAUGCUUCGUAAAUUGUAAUAUGCGUAAUAUGCAUUCGUGGGUUUAGUACUUUAUGCCUGACAUAACAAGUUUACGCUGAGUAUUACCAUUCAUUAUAGCAGUUAUGUCAAUCUUUUAUGCACUCGUGGGAUUAACUUAGUGCUAGGGCAUUGAAUAUCGAACAAUACGUCAAUUUCAAUGAUUUUGGGUUUUUUUGAGACACCCUGUAGUUCAGUUUGCACAUUUUAAUCACACAACUUUACUCGAUUUCACAAGCGACAGUCAUACAGGGUGUCCCCAAAAAAGAAAACUAUGGAAAUAUCGUAUUGUUAGAAUUUGAAUGCCUCAGCACUCUGCUGAACCCACACGUGAUCAAAGCUUGACGUAAGUAAAUUUUAUGCUUGAAGAAACCGUUUAAGAAGCUGUUUUAAAUUCCUAAGAGCAGAAAAUCGUGCGCUUUACAAUAAGGAUGUUUUAAUUUCUUAAUAUUAAGUCAAUAAUAUUUAAUAUAUGCACCUUGUCAAUAUUUUACGCAUCUUUGCGUUCAGCUUAGUGCUAGAGCAUUCAUAUUUUAACAAUACGUUAUUUCAACGGUUUUGCGGUUUUUUUGGGACACCCUGUACAGUGUGUCCCCCAAAAAAGGCUACCCUUUGAAGUCAAGCGCUAGUGCCGCAUGUUCGAAUUUGAAUGCUUUAACUCCCUAAUGAGCCCUGGAAUGCGUAAAACGUUAUACUGUACGUAGUCAAUUAUAUUCAUGCAUUCCAUUCUGUGUUAUUUUAGCGGAACAAAUUUCAAUUAAUUUGCAAUGCAUGCAUAAAAAUGCUCUGCUAUAACGUUUUACGCAUUCCAGGGCUCAUUAGGGAGUUAAAGCAUUCAAAUUCGAACAUGCGGCACUAGCGCUUGACUUCAAAGGGUAGCCUUUUUUUUGGGACACACUGUAGACUAUUAAAACAUAGACUAGUAAAACAAUAGACUAUUGUCGAUUCAGAAGUUAUUUCAUAAACUCGUGGCUCGCAUUCAACCAGGGUUUCCAAACACUUGACUGUUCACCAAAACACUCAAGACAAUGGAAUUCAUUCGACUGUUUUUCAAAAUACUCAAGACAAUGGCAUUCAUUCGACUGUUUUUCAAAACACUCAAGACAAUGGAAUUCAUUCGACUGUUUUUCAAAAUACUCAAGACAAUAAAAACCACUCGGCCAUUCCGGCCUCGUGUUUCAUUAUCUUUCGUGUUUUACAAAUUCUCGAAAACAAUAAAAAUUGCUUGGUAAACAGCCUUGUGAAUCCCAUUGUUCUCGCAUGUUUGGAAACCUAGCUGAUAAAACACUCGCACUCAUUUAUGAAACAUUACCUAAAACUUUCAUUUACAAAAUAUUAAUAAAGCUUUUGGGUUACUUUUCCCUAUAGUUGUGGCAGCAGAGAUUUACAAAAUGUUGCGAACUGUUUUGCAGCAAACAGAUGUCACUUUAUUUCAAGAUUAUCUUGCUCAGCUUCUUGAAUGCCUUCCAUCGCUUAGCCUGGAAUUUUGCCAGUAUUUUCAAAACGAAUGGCUAGGUAGAGAGGAGUGGUGGGCAUAUUGCUACCGGGCAGGUUUAGGUAUUAACACCAACAUGAUGGUUGAAGCAUUUCAUCGUGUUUUCAAGUAUAACUAUCUCAAAGGAAAAUACAACAAACGAGUCGACAACUGCUUAGUCAACCUACUCAAGUUCACACGGGAUAAAUUAUUUGAAAGAUUAAUCAAGCUCACCAAAGGAAAGAGCACCAGCAAGCUCAGAAAUAUUCAAGAUCGUCACAACAAAAGCAUGGCAUUAACAAUUGAUAGCGUCGAAUGCGUCGAUGGGUCGAAAUGGCUAAUUAAGAGUGAAAAUAAUUGCAAUACAUACACAGUUAGCAAGCAACAGCAUACAUGCACAGAUGCAACAUGUCAGUUAAAAUGCACAGAAUGUAACAUUCCAAUAUGCAUACACCAAUAUAUAUGCACCUGUCCAGAUUGUCUCAUUCAGCAUACCAUAUGCAAGCACAUACACCUAUUACAGCGUUUCUUGUCUUCCGACAAGAAACUGACAAGAAACUGACAGAAACUGAUGCUGAAAUGGAAGUUACAGAUAGUUCACAAGAUUUUGUAACUAGUGAAUUGCACCUUCUGUCAUCGCACAUCCACACACAAAAUAAAGCACCAAAUGAUCUUGCAUCACUCAAACAGGAAAUUCGUGGGAAACUUCUCACAUUAGGGGAACAGAUUGAUUUGUGUACCAACAAAGAAGCACUACAGCAGCUAGCUAAACAAAUCAAUGCCGCACAGAAUCUGUUUUCAUCACUGCAAAAACACGUAGGUCACCACAAGAUGCAGCCAAUAACAAACACACCGGCUAACAAGAAUAUCGAAAAACAGAAAGGAUUUCGAUCAACGAAGAAAAAAACAAGAACGACUAACAGAACCCGAUUCACAAAGCCAAGCACCGAGGAUAUUUGUUCACUCUUUCCACAAACUAAUAAUGGUAUGGUACUUUUCUAAUCAAUAUGUUUAGUUUAGGUACCGGUCAUUAUUUUUUUUAUUAUUAUUAUUAAUGGUUUAAGAUACACACCUUCGCAAUAGAUUGAAUUAUGGUGCGUUUACAAAAUUGGUACGCUAUAUAUUUACAUAUAUAAAAAAUUUAGUUGCAUGCAUCAAGUCUAAAAAUCUUAUUGAAUUGCAUUAAAAUCAUCGUAAUUAAGUAUCACGCUUAAGUUUCUUUACUAUAACUAUUAUAUAGAGCUACUGUACUGGGAAAAAAGCUACGGCGAUAUCUUUCUGUUCGGCAUUUUAUUGUUGUUAAUGUGUUAGAGUUUCUAAGUUCAUAAUCAUUUGAACUAGCCCUAGACAAUGGAACAUAUUUUGACAGUGGUCCUUCAAUUUCUAUGCGUUUCAUAGUAUUGAGGCAAUGUCGUUCUCGCCUUUCAUCCAAUCUGGAACACCCAAGUUGUGCUAAUGCUUCCCUGUAAGAGUAACCCGGUAAAAUGAUCCUCAGCGCUCGUUUUUGCACUCGCUCUAAAUCAUCGGCGAGGUACAAAGGUAGGGCAUGAUGCCAUACCACACAACAGUACUCCAGAACCGAUCGUAUUAAGGCAAAGUAUAUACUCAAUAAGUCUUCCGCGGGGACACCACCUCGUCGUAAUAUGCGGAUGAUAUAUAAACGUUUAGAAGCCUUGGAUACAACUGAUUCUAUGUGUGCAUUCCAUUUAAGAUCGUUUUGGAUAACCAGACCUAGGACUUUAUGAGACCGCACAACCUCAAGCGCAUGACCGUCGAUCAACAAUGGUGAUAGAUCAGGUGAUUCCCGCAGAAAGCAAACGCGUAGUUCUUUGCACUUUUUGUGGUUAAGUUUCAUAAGGUUGCACGAAGCCCAAGAAUUUAUAGUAUCAAUACAGAAUUGAAACUUUGAAUUGCUGCCCUUUGUGAUAUUUUCAGAUGUUGAUAUGUCAUCCACAAAUUUCCAAAUAUCCGUUGCGUGUGGUUUCACAUCGAGAUCAUUUAUCAUCGCCAAAAACAGAAUUGGACCGAGUUUAGUUCCCUGGGGGACACCCGCAUUCAUUGGCAACCAGUCUGACGUUUUUCCUCCAAGUUUGACCCGAUGACGGCGGUUAGUUAGGAAGUUGAUAAUCCAAGGCAACAGGGACGAUCUAACACCUAGGUCCAACAGCUUUAAUAUUAGUAAAUUAUGUCCUAUACGGUCAAACGCCUUUUCGAAGUCAAGGAAACAAAGUCUAAGAUGUUUUUCAGGACACUCUAAGUUGCACAACCAAGUGUGGAUCAUGUCUAAAAGACAAUAGGUUGUGGAUGUUCCUUUCAAGCAUCCAAACUGCUUGGGGUCGAUCUUGUCUUUAAUAUCGGUUAUCAUCCACCCGACCACGAAAUCUUCAAGAACCUUAGCCAGGCAGGGUGUCAGUGAGAUGGGUCUGGUGUCACCUUCACAGGUAGGAGGUUGUGAUUUUGGAACUGGAAUGAUGUCUGAGUCUUUCCAUAUUGCAGGCACGAUUCCAGAUGAAAGUGAUUCGUUGAAAAUAGUUGCAACAGGUUCGGCUAAUUCAUGGGAAAACUCUUUCAGGAUACGACAGGGGACGUUGUCUGGGCCGUGAGCUUUGAAAGGUUUAAUUUCUAAGAGCUUUUUAGAUACUUCAUGCGGUUGAACUGUUGGAGCAGGUUCUUUGGCCGGAAGAAAUGCCGGGAGUGUCGCUAAAUUAAGUGGUGGAAUGUCACUAUUCACCGAUGCAUAGAACACAUUCAAAGCUCUAACUAAUUCUGAUUGAUCCAGAGUUCUUCCAUCAUGUUCAAGCGAGAAGGAGUUCUUUCCAGAUUUUCCUGCCAUUUUAUUUACGAUUUUCCACCACAUACGGCAGUCAUCCUUCUUUAAAUGUUGUACCUUUGUUUUGUAGUACGAUAUUUUCCUCGCAUUGAUUUCAUGUUGGACCUUAUAUUUCAACGAUUUCCACAAGAUUGUAUUAUGACCAUGAAACGCCUUUUGUCGAUAUUUGAUAAGCUGUUUUAUUGCAGGCGUUAUCCAUGGUUUAUCGGUGUGAUGACGUGUUGACGUCUGUUGUGGGAAGAUUCGGUCAAUAUUUUCUGUUAACUGGUUUGUAAACGAGAUUGCCAAGCUAUCAACAGUAGGGUUGGGUUCAAGGUCACAAAACCAAUUAUGUGUGGUAACCCAUCUUCCGAAAGCAUCUAUUCCUGAUCUGGGAUAGCGCCGUACUAAGGAUUUAACAGGUUUUGCUUGGAUGUUGUGGCUGGGCAUGCUAUCGACUGAAGGUAGCCAGUGUACAAUAUUAUGGUCACUGGAUCCUAAUGGAGCAAGGACAUUAGGGCGGUCAUAUAAAUUAUACAGGUUUGUAAGAAUAAGAUCGAGUAUUGCUGAUUCUCUAGUGGGUUGGUCAACAACUUGUUUAAGAUUUUGACUGGUGGUCAAACUGCGAGUUUCAAGAUCAUUAAAAUCACCCAUAAUUACUAGACCAAGGUCAGGGUGGUUAUUUCGAAGUAGGUCAAUAGUGUUAAUUAAAUGUUCAUUAAGAUCACUGUGUUCCGAUAUUGUCAGACCAGGUGGGUGAUACACGACACAGAUAACGAUACCGGAUAGAGGUCUAGGGAGGCGUUUCGGUCGAAUGCUCAGCCAUAAGCAUUCUAAAUUCUCACUUUCUAGGUCUACCCGUCGUAUACAAGGGAUGUCUUUUUUAAUAUAGGCACAAACUCCGCCACCUCGUCCAAUUGCGCGAUCUUUACGGAAUAAAUUGUAAUCGUUAAUUGACAAUAAGCUGCUGUCUAUGUGUUCGUGUAACCAUGAUUCAGUUAUUGCGAUAAUGUCAAUGGGCUUGAAACUUAGUAAUGCUGUCAAUUCGUCCAGCUUUGGAAGGAGUGAGCGGAGUGGCACAGAAGGGGAGUGGCACAGAAGAGAAAAGGGUUGGGUAAACAAAAUUUUAAGUGAGUAACAGGUUGGGUAAAUAUAAAAAACCUCAAAGGACAGGUUAGGUAUAAUGACAAUUUAGUCUCAUUUCCAAAGCAUGACUAACUGAAAUAUUGCAGACUAUAAAAAGCCAUGUCAAUAGUCAUAAGCAAAUACAAUAUUAAGUAAAUCAAUCACUCACUCAGAGUCACUAUUUUGUUCAUUUUCCGAUUUGUCAGGAGGCAAAUGGUGUAUUUCUGCAAUGAAAGUACAUGUGCAGAUCAAACAUCAAACUUUACACUGUAUAAAUUAAUUGAACAAGUAGUUAUCAAACUCAUUUUAAUGACUUAAAAGUGGUAAAGAAAGGACAUGUGUAACAACUGAAUGAUAUCCUUUUGUGAAAAUUUUGGCCAACGGUGGGUAUUUAUUUUGUUAUUGACAUAUGAGGUUGGCCAAAAUGUGUUUUAAUAUUUUAAUUAUUGGAUGAGCAAAAUUUUUACCAAGAAAAACAUUUCUCUUCGGUGCCACCGCCCCCACCAUAAUUAAUGAAAUAUCAAUACAGGCAUUUUAAGCACUGAUUUUAAGUUGUUGUCACCAUGGUGACAUUCAUUAAACACACAACGUUUUCCAAAAUGCCUGGAUAACUAUGAUUUAAUUUAGCAUUUAAUUUAUAGUAAAGUUAACAAAUAAUAUAUUUAUUUUAUAGUUAAAGAGUUGCUUAAAAGCUUUGGGGUUUCAAACAAAGUCAUCAAGACGGUUAUGGAGACAAAUGGGCUUAUUUCAGAUAACGACCUACACCUUGACAAAGACCAUCCAUCAGCAGAGGCACUGAAUUACAACAUGAUGUCUAUCAAACGCUACCUAAGUCCAGAUGCCUGGGAUAAAGUUAACAACUUAUGUAUGUAUUAAACUAUGACUAAGCUAAUUACCUCAUCUUUUUACUAAUUACUAAUGGCUAAUUACCGCAUCUCAUAAAGAUCUUGUGUAGCCAUGGCCUUUAUUGCUAGAUCUAGCUAGAUACACUAUUUUAUAAAUACACUAUUCAAUAAUUCUUUAAUAAAUACACUAUUUUAUAAUGUUUGGCAGUUCAUUACUAAUAUAACUAUUAAUAAUGAACUGCGCCAAACAUUAUAAAAUAGUGUAUUUAUUAUUUUUAAUAAUUUAUAUAUAUAAGUUAAGUUAAGUUGAAAAUGUGGAAAGAUAUUGCCUGCCGCGGCUGGGUUUUGAACCCGCGACCUUCGUAUUAUAUUAUAAAUUAAAAUUUUAUUUUAUAUAUUUUAUAUAUAUUUUAAUAUUUAUUUAUAUAUUUUAAUAGUACAAGAUCUGCAAGACGAGUGGAAGUGCUGCACAUGUGACAAAGCCAAGUUUGAAGACAUGAUAAUGUGUGAUUCCUGUCUGACCUGGCAUCACUGGUAAGCACCCUCGCCCAAUCUUUUUACAAUAUUUUUUACCAAUUAUAUACUAGCUAUACUGUAUUUACUUAUUUGUACUGUAAGUAUAAAUACGGUAUACUCAUUCCAGUGGUCAACAACUAAUUAGCAGUCCAGUCUAUAAAUUGCAUUAUACUGUAUAAUUACCCAUUUUUACCCAUUUUAUACCGUACAUAUUUUUUCACACUUAGGAAAUGUGUAAAAAUUGAAAAUGAAAAUGAUGAAUGGUAUUGCCAAAUCUGUGAAAAUCUAAAUCAGGUAAAUGUGUAUUAUAUGGUAAUACACAUAUGUAGUAUAUAUACUAUAUAGUAAAGCUAUAUGGUCUACUUUAUAAUUAGUGCUUGCAAAACUUGUAUAUUGCAGUCAUGCAACACACAUUUUUAGUGAUCAUUAUCCACUUGACUUCUUCAUAUGAAUGUAAUAAUAAUUUUGCAGCACAAUUACUGUGUCAGUUAAAUUUAUAUGUGAUAAAAAUUAUGUAAUUUACAUAAAAUUUUAGUUUUAAUUUUCUCAGCCUAGACAAUAUCGAACUAGAUGGGUUGUUUUUGAUCCAUUUAAAGCACUCCCAGUCUGUGCUUUGUCAGGUAUAAUAUCCUAUUAUCCUGAGGUGCAUUCAAGUAGUUUUAUACCUCAUAAAACACUAGUCCUGCUCAUGUUUUAAAUAGUAUACUAUAUAAGGCAAUAUCAAAACUUGGCAAGACGUCUCGGCAAGCAGGCAGGCUCAUAUCAACAUGCAGGCUCUAUAACUGGGACAAACUAGUUAGGGUUUGACACAGGUUUGAGGACAACCAAAUUACAGUACCAAGGUGCAACCUUGUAACAAUAUUGUUCCAAGUGUAAAUAUUAAUUAUAAAACAGGCUCUUAACUUCUUUUAAUAAGGUAUUAACACUUUUUUGCAUUGCAGGAUAUGUCAUCAUAA